AUGCAGUGGAAGCGGCCAAUAGGUCACGGCAAGACGACCUCGUCAGGAAGUAGUUCUUCCUCCUCUUCUCCCGGCGCGGAAGAUGAAUUCCUUUCGGACGCCACGCUGCAGCAGCUCCGCGCCGCCGACGAGCAAACGAGGACAACAAACAAUCUUUUUGGCCUGCAAGACACCGACGUCACGGACGACCCGUUCAAGCGACGGAACGAAGGCUCGUUUUCGGAACAGUUGCAACUGAUGAAUCACGCGUUGACGCAGGUUUUCGCCGACCCCAUGCUGCCGGACAGCAAAGCGAAGCGGCACGGGAAGCGUGUCCCGCAGUACCAGGUGAAGGAGAAGAAAAAUUCCGGGAACCAAUCGGUGCCGAGCGGACAGUGCGUAAAGGUGGCGGACUGGUGCAGGUACCAGUUCCUCGCGAACAUACCCGGGGUCUCGAUGCCGCUGUCGCUGAAGUACCGGCUGUUCUGCAAUUCGGUCAUUCUCACGGCCGCGCCGGUCUUGCACCAGUGGUUCUACCCCUUGCUGCUCCCCGACGUGCAUUACGUCUACGUUGACCCGUUGUUCCACUCCCUGGACGCCGCGAUGCACAGCUCCCCGAAGGCGGUAUACGCCGCGAUCGCGGACGAGGCCCGGUUCCUCGCGAAAACCAGGCUGACAACUGCCGCGGUGGACUGCUACUGGCGGAAGUUGCUGACGUUAGCGUUGAAACACUUUCCGCUGGUGGCACGGACGGGAGUGGCAGCAGCUCCUGCUUCGCGACAAGAGGCGCCGUUCGUAUUUGGUGGACACGACGACCAACAAAGGACCGCGAACCAAGUAGACGCAACAUCUUCGGAUGAAGAAGUACAAACUUCCUCAACGUGGUCAUCUGGAACAACUCCGCUGAACCCCCGGCUCCACACACCGCUCUCCAUUGCGCUCUGGGACCCGAAGAGGUCGGACGAUCAGUUCGUUCGAAAGGAGAAACUUCUCCAGCAGUUUGGGGGCCAAGCGCAGUUGCAGGGCGAGGCGGGACAGGAGCUGCUCGGGGAGAUUUUCCAGGAAACGCGGACCGUGCUCCCCUUCUUUCCGGAAGAGGAACGGUACGAGCGGGGAAACGCGAGGCACAAGCAGCUGUUGGUGCGGACCCGCGCGCCCUGGUUCACCACCGCGUUACUGCCGUGGAGCGACGCGGCGAAGCGUUUGCGGACGAAGGACGACGAAUUGGAUCGGCUGCCCGGCUGCUCCGCCACGCGCGUGGACUGCAGCAGCGGGUGGGUACGCAACGGGAACAGCGUCGCGGAGUGCCGGGCGGGAAUGAGCUACCUCGUGGGCGUCACCGUCGGCGUGCACCACCAGUCGACAAAUCAGGAGGACCGGGCAAGGGAGUGUUCCUUGAUGAACUGGUUUUACGACAGUGGCCAGCAGGCCAUCCGGGAUACCAUGUUCAACCCACACUACGGCCAAGUAGAGCAUCAUGUCGAACAAGAUUUUCUAUCCGGAGCUGCGCCUGCGCCGCCGUCGAGCACUAGUGCCGGUUCUAACGGUGUAUCAGGAGCUUCUGCUUCUAGUUCUACCGUAGCAGUUGACACUUUCGGCCAUCUUCCUGCCCUUGCUGCGCCCGAGCAGACGAUUUUCCAGUUCAAAGAGGAUGUGCUGUCAGCUCCAGGAGCACCAGCUUCAUCUUCUGCACCUGGAAGGCCUAAAAACAGACCAGCACCUCCGGCCAGCGCUGGCGCGAACACGGUCACGCUGUAUCAGAACCCUUUGGACUUCCUGCUGGACGACGAGCUGGACAUUCUGAUCAUGAUUCCCGUGUGCGCCAGGCAGCGGGAGCUGAUGCAGGUGGCGCGGAGCACGUAUUUGAGGCGGACGCUGUACUUCACGGACGUCCAGCACGUCCUGGACGUGGCGGGCCCGAAGCUCGUCCCGCGCACCGAGCAGGUUUUCCAGAACGGCACCGCGCGGGAAGUCGCGCACUUGAUGCGCGAGAACGACGCCGCACUGUACCGCCUGCAGCGCACGGAGCGGCU
Messenger RNA from Amoebophrya sp. A120, 2012 nucleotides. The record is from the annotation of a GenBank genome assembly. Lineage: Eukaryota; Dinophyceae; Syndiniales; Amoebophryaceae.